AUGUCAAGCUUCGUCGCUGUUGCAGGUGCAGCAGGUAAUCUGGGCUCUCAAAUUGCCCUUGAUCUACGCAGGAGAAAUAUAGCUGUCAAAGCUCUUGUACGUCCCGGCACCGCAGCAUCCCGCACCCAAAAAUUGCAAGACGCUGGCGUCAAUAUAGUAGAAGUCGACAUGAACGAUGUUCCAGCUAUCCUGAAAGCCGUCUCAGGUGCCACAACAGUCGUUUCAGCACUUCAGGGUCUCAGAGAAGUUAUGCUAGGUGUUCAGGGAAGACUUCUCGAGGCUUCUGUUGCUGCGGAUGUACAGCGAUUCAUUCCGUCCGAUUUCGCUUUGGAUUUUACCAAGUGCAUGCCGGGGUCCAACAGAAAUCUCGAUCUUCGUCGUGAAUUCCACACCAAGCUUGAUGCAUCGGGUAUUCGCUGGACGAGUGUGUUGAAUGGUGGCUUCAUGGAACUCCUCACAACUGGUCAAAUGCCAGUUAUCAACGAUAAAUGGCACCGGAUUUUCUAUUUCGGCAGCGUGGAUCAGAAACUAGAUUACACGUUAAUUCCAGACGUAGCUGCUUAUACAGCUGCUGUAGCUGCGGAUCCAAAUCCAACACCAAAAUUCUUACGUAUUGCGGGUAGCUCGGUCAAUGCAAAAGAUUUGGCUGCUGUCGUCACUAAGGUUCGUGGUGAGGAGUAUAGGCCGAUGUGGACAGGAAGUAUUGGAUUCCUUCGGGUGUUUAUUUCGAUCUUGAAGUUCGUGAUCGGGGGAGAGGAAACGAGUGUAUUCCCUCCUUGGCAGGGGAUGCAGUAUGUGGAAAAUAUGGUCUCUGGAAAAGGAAAAUUGGAUCCUAUUGAUAAUGAUAGGUAUCCGGAUUUGAAUUGGACGACUAUUGAGAAAGCUCUAGCAGAGGCGGAUGCGGAAAGAAAGAAGAGCAAGUCGCUUUGA
Messenger RNA from Botrytis fragariae, 930 nucleotides. Its product is annotated as putative cytoplasmic protein. Bases 1 to 930 code for a protein of 309 amino acids. The transcript has a single exon. Lineage: Eukaryota; Fungi; Ascomycota; Leotiomycetes; Helotiales; Sclerotiniaceae. The record is from RefSeq and is a predicted model, not a curated record.